AUGCAGUUUAUGUUGCUGUUCAGCCGUCAAGGAAAACUGCGACUUCAAAAAUGGUUUGUUGCCCACCCAGACAAAACCAAAAAGAAAAUAACCAGAGAGCUGAUCACUUUAGUGUUGGCUCGCAAGCCAAAAAUGUGCAGUUUCUUGGAGUGGAAGGAUCUGAAAGUUGUCUAUAAAAGGUAUGCCAGUUUGUACUUCUGCUGUGCUGUUGAGAAUGAUGACAACGAGUUGCUGACCCUUGAGGUCAUCCAUCGCUACGUGGAGCUGUUGGACAAAUACUUCGGCAGUGUGUGUGAGCUAGACAUCAUCUUCAACUUUGAGAAGGCUUACUUCAUGCUGGAUGAGUUCCUUCUGGGCGGAGAGGUUCAGGAGACCAGCAAGAAGAAUGUGCUGAAGGCAAUAGCUGCCCAGGACUUGCUCCAGGAGGAUGACGCUCUUCAAGAGGUUCUCAUAGAAUACGGCUUGUUCUAA
This is a messenger RNA of Candidula unifasciata, 471 nucleotides long. NCBI's taxonomy places the organism in Eukaryota, Metazoa, Mollusca, Gastropoda, Stylommatophora, Geomitridae. The record is from the annotation of a GenBank genome assembly.